AUGGUAGACGAUUUAGCUGAGAGCUUGACUUUGGAGGAACUGGAGGUGGCGAUUGCAAGUCUGAGAAAUAGCUUGGAGAGCAUGUCGCGCAACGAUCCGGAUUUCUAUUCAAAGACGACUUUGCUUGCACAUGGGCUUCGGAAGCACCACCUUUUAUCACGGCCACAUGGGGAUUUGAGCGCUCUCAACGAGUCCAUCACCUUUCUGCAACAAGCUGUCGAUGGUUCGUCUGUAGACGAUGACAGGAGAGCUCAGUGGCUCAUUAGCCUCGCUUUUGGCUUAAGCCUUCGUUGCGAUGCGACGGAAUCUGAAGGCGAUGCUAUAGAAGCUUCUCGAGUAGCCUACGAGGCCGUAAGCGCGGUACAGAAGGACGAUUCGUCACAUGUUACAAUCCUGCAAUCCGCUUGUCAUUUCAUAGGAAAAAGCGCAGUCAGGCUCAACGAUAAAGAUGAUUUGGAAAGAUUGCUCGAGAUGCACAAGUCCAUACUGGCGGUCACAACCGUCGACCAUGCAAAACUCAAAUCGCGACUGCGGAGCUACGGUAAUACUUUGUUCAAAGGGUACUUGUCAUUCGGACAGAUAGAGUAUCUGGAGGAAGCGAUCCGAGUCUCGGAGUACAUCAUCAAUAUCCCAGAUCAAAGCCCUGAAGAACACGCGAGAAAUGUAUGGAUUCUCGGCCAGCGCCUCGUUCAACGAUACUUGAGGACCGGAACAUCUGCCGAUCUUGAUGACAGCAUAAGAGCAUGCCAACAAGCUGUCGACGACACUCCACUCAGCUCCAACAAUCGACAGCGGAGGCUACAGUCCCUUUGCGAUAGGCUGGGAGAGAAGUAUUCUCAGACCCUGGACGAAGCUGAUUUCCAGGCUGCCAAAGUGGUGGUAGAUAAAAUUCUUGAUCAAUUACCGACGAAAACGAAGAGCCGAGCGCGAUCCCUUGGAAACAUUGGCAUUAUCUUGAGUCUCCGAUAUAGGCAAACAGGACGUGAUGAUGACUUUCAACAUGCUGUCCGUGUUGCUAGAGAAGCCGUUGAGCUGACUGUCCAAGGCGAUAUGGGCCGUGCUGUCCGUCUCAGUAAUCUUGGUGGGGUGUUUGCCGAGGCGUAUGGCAAGACUGGAAACAAGGAGCAACUCGAAGAGGCAAUCCGAAUCGGAACAGACACCCUCACUGCCACGCCUGAUGAUCAUCCAGACAAAGCCCUUCGGCAUUUCAACCUUUCAGACAGACUUCAGUUACGAUAUCUUGAGUCGGAAUCAACUGAUGACCUCGAAGAAGCUAUUUCCUUAUACCGAUUCGUCCUAAAUCAGCUUAGUGCCCCCGUGUUUCUUCGUGUUCAGGCUGGCUACUCUCUGAUGCAGAGUUGCGUCUGGAAUCGCGACUGGAACGAGGCAUACAAGGCUGGCUCCCAAACGAUCGAUCAAUUGUCACUCCUCAGGCCUCUUUCACUGCAAAACACUGAUAUACAGCGUGAAGCGAGCAAGCUUUUGGGUUUAGGUACUGAGACAGCAUCACUCGCAUUGGAAGUGGGGAAGAGCGCAGCAACUGCCCUUGAGUUCCUCGAGAUGGCUCGAGGAGUCAUGGCGUCUUCCAUAAACGUGCUUCGGGCCGAUAUCAAAGAUCUGGAGAGGGACUUCCCGGAAUUGGCCGGCAGAUAUGACCGUCUUCGAGACCGACUCGACACUGGUUCUGUUCCCAAAUCCGACUUUGCACUUGGCGAAGAGGUUUGGGGAAAUGAUAUGAGUCAGAGGUAUGAUACCGGAGAGCAGAUUUCAGCAUUGUUGGGGGAGAUACGUUCAAAGCCGGGCUUUGAGCACUUCUCACGGCCUGAAGAUGAGGAGCGGAUGCCAAGUGCGGCCGCUCUGGGUCCGGCGAUUGUGGUCAACGUUGGCCCUCUUGCUUGCGACGCUAUAAUCAUCCAGCAGGAUGGGUUCAGUGCCAUCCCCCUCCCGCGCUUAGACAAGAACAAAAUCGACUCAAAGAAUAAGUCAUUAGGUCGAGGUAGUCUCAAGGUCCUCUAA
Molecule: messenger RNA, 2016 nt
Organism: Fusarium odoratissimum NRRL 54006
Lineage: Eukaryota; Fungi; Ascomycota; Sordariomycetes; Hypocreales; Nectriaceae
Exons: 1
Coding region: 1-2016 (671 amino acids)
Molecular function (GO): protein binding
Source: RefSeq, a predicted model, not a curated record